AUGAUGCUGCGACACACUCCCCCGAGCACGACGCGCCUAGCCUUGGUGGCUCUGCUCAGUCUGACGUCGGCAGCCCUGGCCACUCAAAUCACCUCCACGAGCUCCACGUCUUCACACCACUCCUCCAGCAGCACCACACAAGCCGCUACGGCCGCCACCCUCAGCGUGCCCAACGACUGCUAUUCUUACACUGCCAUUGACCCGCUUCGGGGCUCGCUCUCCGGCAACACUGGGAACAUCCCCUUCCUCGACAAGUGGCAGCUUUUCAAUCCAGACUACACCAUCCUUCUAUUCGCUGAUGGUCUGCAGCUUGCGCGUCGCACGGGCUCAGCAAAUGACCCAAGCAUUUCCCGUUCCCUUGACCUGACCGGUGCAGUUGCCGCCCAGCUCUCUGUGAUAUACAGCUUCAAUGGCCCUCACACCGCACAGGACUCGGUCGUCUUGGAAGCAGCCGCUCAAAACCAGGCCUACACCCACUUGAGCACCCUCACGGGAAGCUCGCACGGCACGGUCACGCUCAAGCGCCGCCAGCGCUUCCUCCAGUGCUUCCUCCACCUCUUCCCGAAGCUCCACAUCUCGCUCUACCUCGAGCACAACCUCCUCGACCACCACCACUCGUCCUACCACCACCACUACUACUACCACUCGCCCUACCACCACUACGACGACAACCUCUCGUGCGUCAGUGAUUCAACCACCACUACACGCGCUCCGACCACCACCACCUCGACCACGACUACACGCGCUCCGACCACCACCUCGACCACGACUACUACUACACGCGCCCCGACCACCACCACCUCGACCACGACUACACGCGCUCCGACCACCACCACCUCGACUACUACUUCACGCGCCCCGACCACCACUUCCUUGCCACCGGCCACGACCAGAAGCGCCUGUCCCACAGAAUGUAAUUGCAAACCGGGCGCGCUUGCGCACCCCUACUAUGAUGAAGUUCGGCAAUGCCAUACGUGUACGUGCGUCGCAGAGGCUACAACAACUUUACAAAGCACAAACCGCCCUGUGACCACCACCGCCAUGGAAACAACAAGAGUCCCAGCAUCGACUACUACUGCAACCACCAUCACCACAGCACAGCAGGCCACCACCACUACUCGCAAUCCUUGCACCGUUUCUUGCAAUUGCAAGGCCGACGCUACCAUGAUCAUCUACUACGAUGAGGGUUUGGGAUGUGAGACAUGUGCUUGUGUAAAGACCACGACGACUCAGCCUGCUUCAGUCAUUCAAACAACCACAGUCUCUUCUACUUCUCGAAGAGAAACAACAAUGUCCAGCUCCACCACCAGCUCUACCACCAGUUCCACUACUAGUUCCACCACUACCAGCUCUACCACCAGCUCUACCACCAGCUCUACCACCAGCUCUACCACCAGCUCUACCACCAGCUCUACCACCAGCUCCACUUCCAGUUCCACUACCAGCUCUACCACCAGCUCCACCACCAGCUCCACCACCAGCUCCACUUCCAGUUCCACCACCAGCUCCACCACCAGCUCCACCACCAGCUCCACUUCCAGUUCCACUACCAGCUCUACCACCAGCUCUACCACCAGCUCUACCACCAGCUCUACCACCAGCUCUACCACCAGCUCUACCACCAGCUCCACCACCAGCUCCACUUCCAGUUCCACUUCCAGUUCCACUUCCAGUUCCACCACCAGCUCUACCACAACCAGUGGCGUGCAAGUCCCGGUCACCACCUCGGCCUCCACAAACCCGCCGGCAACCACUUCCCAAGCGUGCUCGCCAGUAGAUUGCAACUGCAAAGAUGACGCGUACAAGGCCUACCAUCGCAACUUGGCUGGCUGCAUUGUUUGUCGCUGUGUUCCACUUGUGCCCACAACAACCAUGAGCUCCACCUCACCUACCACCACGAGCAGAGAAGCGGAACCCACAACCGAGGAAGAACGUCCCGUUCUUGUAAACGCACACUUUGCAGGCACCGACUUUGAGGCAGAUUUUGGUGGCAGUGACACGACCCUGGCAUUGGCGUUUGCAGAAACGCUCCGGGCUCGUCUUGCGGGUCGGCAGUCAAUUGGCCAAGCCAUCGUGGCGUUUGAAGAUAUUGGCGCGAUUGUCAUUGACGCAGAGCACAACAAAGCCAUCAUCGGCUUCAGCGACUAUGCGAGCGCGUGGCAGAUGCAAAACUUUCUUUUUGAUCAUGAACUUUGCGUCCUUUUCAUGGCCAAGGUGUACUGCACCGCCGAGCUCAACACAACCAAUGCCACCACCACCACCACCAUCAAUCCGAAUGGUAACGUUGGUCAACAGGUGGAGGGCGGAGACAACGGCCGGGCCGGCUACACAAUUGGUGGCACCACCUUUUCGUGGACGCUGUUGAUUGGCCUGGCCGUGCUUUUCGUACUACUGAUCUUGAUUGUUGUUCUUAUUGUCGUGCGUCGUCGUCGCUCCCGGUCUGACUCGGUGUUGGUGACGGUCAGCGCUUCAGACACCACGAGCGAUGACAUGGACCGAAUCUCCAUUGGCACGAGCCAGGGUGACAUGUUUGCCGUCGCCCAAGAGAACGAUGGUGAUGUUCGAACUGACCUGGCUACGGCGGAUGCUGACGGAUACUUUGUGGAAAUGCUGCCGCGCCAGCAACCCCCUGCUGCGUACGAUCUAGCCAGCAAGCAUCAAUAUGACGUGGCAACAGGUGCGACGAUGGAGACGCCAGUGGACGGCGUCCAUCAGCUCAGCCGGCAGGCUGUGGGCAUGCGCUUUGACAAACCGCCACGCCGUGGACCCAAGUUUGCGACCGGCCCUGGGCGCCACCCUCAUCAGGCAAGCGUGACGUCGCUCAGCGGCAUGUAUUCCUCGGACGAGAGUCGAGCUGCAUCCCCAGCCCAGCCACCUGCACGAUCCUCGCUUCGGCAGCUCAGCUUUGCCCCCUUUCGCUUUGAGGAGGCUAGUGGCGUGAGCACAGGGCCUUCAAGCUUGCGGCGCGUGGCACCGCUACCAGAUGCCGAUGCAACCGCCUCUUCCGCGCCGAAUGGUGCAGCCGCACCGACCAACAACGCCGCCUCGUCACAUGGUCGUGGACGAAGACCUGCUCUCCGAGACUCACCCGCGCUUACUUUGGCGCGUGAUACGGAGAGCUAUGAUAACUGUGUGUGUGUGCGUGUGUGUGUGUGUGUGUGUGUGUGUGUGUGUGUGUGUGUGUGUGUGUGUGUGUGUGUGUGUGUGUGUGUGUGUGUGUGUGUGUGUGUGUGUGUGUGUGUGUGUGUGUGUGUGUGUGUGUGUGUGUGUGUGUGUGUGUGUGUGUGUGUGUGUUUGUUUGUGUGUGUGUGGGUGUUUGUUUGCGUUGUUGCCACUGUUUUAAUCGACUACUUGGGUCAGCAGAAUGUGUGCUUUGACAAGAUUGGCGUCCCCUUGGCUCUGAGCCUAUCGGCCGUGUCGGGCCUACAACUCAUCUGUGCGCUCUAUCCGAGCUGGCUUGUUCUUGGGGUGGAGCGGCGGGAUGUUCGCACCGGCUUGUUCAUCGCCUCUGCCCUGACCCUGAUGGCUGCCAUCGAGCUGGCCGUGCUUGGGGGCAUGCUGCUGGCCCGUGGCGAUCAGAACGACAACGAUGAUAUAUUUUACGAUGAUGACGACGACAGCGACCCCGAUGACUGUACCUACCCAGGCAUCGCUGCCAUCAUCGCCGCUGUCAUGGCCUGCCUCGUCACCCUCAACGGGGUCAUCAUUUUCUACCUCGUCAAAGCCCGUGAGGAAGAUGCCCCCUUGCUUGCCGACCAGGACGAUCAGGCACGCCCCGUUCAAGUUCCAGAUGUGCUGGCUUGA
Molecule: messenger RNA, 3804 nt
Organism: Monosiga brevicollis MX1
Lineage: Eukaryota; Choanoflagellata; Craspedida; Salpingoecidae
Exons: 6
Coding region: 1-3804 (1267 amino acids)
Source: RefSeq, a predicted model, not a curated record